Molecule: messenger RNA, 2431 nt
Organism: Eucalyptus grandis
Lineage: Eukaryota; Viridiplantae; Streptophyta; Magnoliopsida; Myrtales; Myrtaceae
Product: protein RETICULATA-RELATED 5, chloroplastic
Exons: 8
Coding region: 130-2256 (708 amino acids)
Source: RefSeq, a predicted model, not a curated record
ACUACGAAGUACCGACCGCACUUCCCGCGCCGUCAAAAAAAAAAAAAAAAUGAAGCCCCACCACCGCCUUCACGGCGCCUUCAGCCCCCGUCCACCCGUCCCUCGCCUUUCACCCGCCGGCCGCCACCGAUGCGCUCCGCCGCACCCCGCCCCUCCCCGUCGCCCCGCCCACGCCGUCUCCUGCCGCCGGAGCGCCCCGAGCUCGCCGCCGCCGCCGCCGACCGAGACGCGGCUCCGGCCGCCACGAGGCGCGCCGCGUUGGUCACGCCGCUACUGGCCGCCGGAGCCUCGUUCCUCCAGUCGGCCGUCGCCAGGGCGGAGGAGAGGCUCCCGGUCAACGAAGCUCCCGCGACCCCAUCCUCGGCCGCGCAGGCUCCGGCGGCGGUGGGGAAGAAGGAGGAGGCGAUGAAUUCGAGGAUAUACGAUGCCACGGCGAUUGGAGAGCCGAUGGCCGUGGGGAAGGAUAAGAGCAAGGUGUGGGAGAAGCUGAUGAACGCCCGGAUCGUGUAUCUAGGCGAGGCUGAGCAGGUGCCGACUCGCGAUGACAAGGUGUUGGAGCUUGAGGUUGUGAAGAAUCUGAGGAGGCGGUGUUUGGAGAGUGAUAAGUCGAUUUCAGUGGCAAUGGAGGCGUUCCCCAGCAAUUUGCAGGAGGAGGUCAAUCAGUUUAUUGAUAAGAGGACUGAUGGGGAAGAGUUGAAGUCUUUGAUGAAGCAUUGGCCGCCCCAACAAUGGCAGGAGUACGAGCCUCUAUUGAGUUAUUGCCGGGACAAUGGAAUUCGCAUUGUUGCUUGUGGUACUCCACUAAAGAUCUUGAGGACUGUUCAAGCUGAGGGCAUUCGUGGACUUUCUAAGGCUGAGCGUAAAAUUUAUGCUCCUCCGGCUGGUUCAGGCUUCAUUACAGGUUUCACUUCUAUGUCACGUAGAUCAUCAAUUGACAUGAAUUUUCCAAAUCAAGGAGUCCCUUUUGGUCCAAGCUCGUAUCUAUCUGCACAAGCACGAGUGGUUGAAGAAUAUAGCAUGUCCCAAGUAAUUUUACAAGCAAUAGGAGAUGUUGGAUCCAAUGGAGUUCUGGUUGUAAUGACUGGGGCAAGUCACGUUACAUAUGGACCAAGAGGGACUGGACUGCCGGCAAGAAUUUCGAGGAAGAUGCAAAAGAAAAACCAAGUUGUUAUAUUACUGGACCCAGAAAGACAGUACAUACGAAGAGAAGGAGAAGUCCCUGUUGCAGACUUUCUGUGGUAUUCAGCUGCUAGACCCUGCAGCAGAAAUUGUUUUGACCGUGCUGAAAUUGCCCGAGUAAUGAAUGCAGCGGGCAGGAAGCGAGAUGCCUUACCCCAGGAUCUUCAGAAAGGAUUGGAUCUUGGUCUAGUAUCACCAGAGGUCUUGCAGAACUUUUUCGAUUUAGAGCAAUAUCCUAUAAUUGCGGAGCUCACUCACCGCUUUCAGGGCUUUAGGGAGAGACUAUUGGCGGACCCCAAAUUCUUGCAUAGGUUAGCAAUAGAGGAAGCUAUAUCAAUUACCACCACUCUCUUAGCGCAGUAUGAGAGGCGUAAAGAGAAUUUUUUUGAAGAGCUGGACUAUGUUAUCACUGACACUUUGAGAGGAACAGUUGUUGAUUUCUUCACUGUAUGGCUUCCUGCCCCAACUAUUUCCUUUCUUUCAUAUGCCGAUGACAUGAAUAUGCCAGAUAGUAUGGAUCCUUUGCGAGGUAUCUUGGGGUCUAUUCCAGAUAAUGCAUUUCAAAAGAACCUUGCUGGGAAAGACUGGAAUGCAAGCCAUAGGAUUGCAUCGGUACUUUUUGGUGGUUUGAAACUUGGCUCGGUGGGAUUUAUUUCGAGUAUUGGGACGGUGGCAACCUCAAACAUUUUGUAUGCGCUCCGGAGAUUCCUUAGUCCUGCUCUAACUGCAGGACAACGAAACAAGAGAUCGCCAAUUUUGAAAACAGCAAUUGUCUAUGGAUGCUUUCUUGGAACCUCAGCAAAUCUCCGGUAUCAGAUUAUUGCUGGGAUCGUGGAGCAUCGGCUAUCAGAGGAAUUUUCUUCCCAAACUUUGCUUGUGAAUAUGCUCUCUUUUAUAGCACGAACUAUCAACUCUUACUGGGGAACUCAGCAAUGGGUCGAUCUAGCUCGUUUUGCAGGCCUGCAGAGUAGGAAGAGUACAGAGCCUUCUUAUCAGACACCUGAUUUGCCUAAUCCAGCUACGCUUCAGUGCAACAUAACAGAAGAGGCUGGCAGUGACGAAAUCAAUAACCAGUGAGUUCACCCAGAGAAAGGCUGGCUCAAGAUCUGCAUAAUGACUCUAUGACCAAUUUGUAUCAGAUUCUAGACAUUGAUGAUCCUUUCACUUAAUAUCUAUCUAGGACCAUUUUAAAUGGAUUAUGAGGUCUCGAAAGAUUACGUAGUUGUUUUAUGCAGACCAGUGAAUUUAGUCA